CUUUUUUAAUUACUCUUAACAGUCUUGAUUGUUUCAAAGUUCAAACACACAAAGAUAUUAUAACAAGUGCAUAAUUUCCACGUUCUCACACCUUCACCGGCGUGAAACCUGUAAGAUUUUUUCCACAAAAAAAAUAUUUUCUGACUCAUUAACUAUUUUCUAACGACUCCCAAGAAAUAACAAUAAAGAAAUGCUCACAAGGUACACGAGUUAAUAGUCAACUGACAAUUGAUUCUCCAGUAGAAAUGCUCACAAGGUACACGAGUUCAUCAAACAUGUUCUAUCAUGAUCAUGAAUCAUCAGUUACUUAAUCCUCAUCAGUACUGCAACAACAGUAGCAAAAGUAUUACUUUCUGUAUAUUAGUUUCUAAACAAAAAUGGCUAUCAACGACGCAACCGUCAGAUUCUCCUCCGGUGGAUGGAAAUCGGCGAGGCUCAUUAUUUUUGUGGAGAUGGCGGAGCGUUUCGCGUUUUUUGGUAUAUCGUCCAACUUGAUAACGUACUUGACUGGACCCAUGGGGGAGUCAACCGCUGUAGCUGCGGCCAAUGUGAACGCUUGGAUUGGAACCAUAUCGUUUCUGCCGCUUCUUUGGGCGUUUGUAGCUGACGCGUUUCUUGGUCGUUUCCGUACUAUUAUCAUCUCAUCUUCUCUCUAUAUCUUGGGACUUGGGUUACUGUCGUUUUCAGCCAUGGUUUGGUCUCACUCUCCGAACCAACUCCAUGCGACUCUCUUCUUCGUCUCUCUGUACCUUAUAGCCAUAGGACAAGGAGGUUACAAACCAUGUAUUAAGGUAUUUGGAGCUGAUCAAUUCGAUGAAAACGAUGUAAAUGAGAGCAAAGCCAAGAGUUCUUACUUCAACUGGUUGAUGUUUGGAAACUGUGUUAGCAUAUCAACAACUCUUUUUAUCUCUACCUACAUCCAAGAGAAAGUAAGUUGGUCCUUAGGGUUUGGUAUUCAAUGUGUUUCCAUGCUACUUGCUCUGUUUCUCUUCCUCCUUGGAACUAAGACUUACCGCUUUAGCACUACACGAGGAGGAAAGAACAACCCUUUUGCUAGAGUUGGCCGUGUUUUCAUGGAGGCAGUAAAAAACAGAAGACAAGACCAUUUAAGUUUAGGUAAUGCAAGCGAGAGCCUCCCUCUACUCCCUCACCAGAGUUCCGAACAAUUCAGAUUCCUCAAUAGAGCAGCGAUUUCGUGUGACUUAGCUGAAAUUGAAGAAACAAAAGCAGUGCUUAGGCUUGUUCCCAUAUGGAUGAGUUGCUUAGUCUAUGCCAUUGUAAAUGCACAAGCUUCUACUUUCUUCAUAAAGCAAGGAGCCACAAUGGACAGGUCAAUCUCACCAGGAUUCUUAGUCCCUUCAGCUACAUUCCAAAGUUUCAUAAACAUAUCGAUUGUCAUCUUCAUCCCAAUCUAUGACCGUGUACUUGUCCCAGCCGCAAGAUCCUUCACGCAAAUCCCAUCAGGAAUCACUAUGCUUCAAAGGAUUGGCACGGGCAUUUUCCUCUCCAUUAUUGCUAUGGUAGUAGCCGCCUUGGUCGAGACCAAAAGGCUACAAACUGCAAAGGAUGACCUAACUAUACCAAUGAGCGUGUGGUGGCUGGUUCCGCAGUACGUUAUAUAUGGAGUCGCGGACGUAUUCACAAUGGCGGGUUUGCAAGAGUUUUUCUACGACCAAGUCCCUAGUGAGCUUAGGAGCGUUGGUAUGGCUCUUAACCUAAGCAUAUUCGGGGCCGGAAACUUCUUAAGCAGCUUCAUGAUAUCUGUCAUCGAUAGAGUCACAAGCCAGUCUGGUCAAACGAGCUGGUUCGAUAACAACCUGAACAAAGGUCAUCUAGAUUAUUUCUACUGGCUACUGGCUUCUCUCAGCCUCAUUGGUUUUGCUUUCUACUUGGGGUUCACCAAGUCGUAUGUGUACAAUAGACCAAAUACCUUCUAACGCAUUGUCUUCUGUGUUCUGCCUUCAAAAUUGAGCUUUCUCCAUUUACUAAAAUGGAAUUGAGAACCAACGAAAUCAAUAUUUGUAAAUUAGGAUGAUAAUUUAAUAAUAUGUAACAUUUUUAAUGUUUUUGGCAUGCUAUAAUAUUUUCUUUUUUUUUGUUUU
Molecule: messenger RNA, 2102 nt
Organism: Brassica napus (rape)
Lineage: Eukaryota; Viridiplantae; Streptophyta; Magnoliopsida; Brassicales; Brassicaceae
Product: protein NRT1/ PTR FAMILY 5.11
Exons: 4
Coding region: 378-1937 (519 amino acids)
Biological process (GO): dipeptide transport; transmembrane transport
Cellular component (GO): membrane
Molecular function (GO): dipeptide transmembrane transporter activity; tripeptide transmembrane transporter activity
Source: RefSeq, a predicted model, not a curated record